Messenger RNA from Fomitopsis serialis, 2196 nucleotides. RefSeq lists its product as uncharacterized. The record is from RefSeq and is a predicted model, not a curated record. Bases 105 to 2078 code for a protein of 657 amino acids. Lineage: Eukaryota; Fungi; Basidiomycota; Agaricomycetes; Polyporales; Fomitopsidaceae. The transcript is spliced from 2 exons.
UCAUCCUCACUUCACCUCAACCAUCCUCAACAACAGGACCUCUUUGACUUUGCUGCAUACUGACUGCUUUGGGUUCCGAGACCCGUCCUUUCGCACCAACCAUCAUGACGACCGAACGAGCUCUUCCUACCCCACCCGUGCAGUCUCCGUCACCAUCCAAGUUCUCAUUCCCAUCUCCUGGCAAGGCUGACCCGAAGCUGAAGCACAAUCCUCACCCGUACGCCGUCAAGACUACGACGAGCGCGCUCCUCACGCGAUCGAACUCAUCCGGACAUAACGAAGCGACUCGCCACUACUACGUUCCCCUCUCUCCGACGGCGAGCCGGAGCCCAGAAAGCGCGAAAAGUCACAAGAUAUCCAAGUCGCUAAACGCCGUCGCAGAGUCUCCGAGUCGAUCGCCUCGCCCGCUCCCUGUGCCGCCGAUGUCCAUGUCCGCAAACACGUCCCCAGUCCACAGUGCCGAGCCGAGUCUGUCUGGCUACGAAGCGGAUACGUCCUUCCCCCGCCGCACGAAGCGCGCUGAUACCCUGCCGACGUUCCCAUCGACCGCCGAGCCGUCCCUCGAGCUGCUCGCCAUUCCCGAAGACCUGCCCCCGAACCCGAAGCUGUGGACUCCGUCGCAGCUGUCCACGUAUCUGACCACCGCGCUGCGCGUAACGUCACAUGUGAAAGCGGGCCAGCCGGGCCCGGUGCCCGUGCCUGUCCGCGUCGCGAAGGACAUUGCGGCAUUCACGCGAUCGAGGAUGAUCAGUGGGAGGAUGUUCCUGCGCCUGACGGAAGGCGAUCUCGAGGGUAUGGGCAUGAACAAGAAAUGGCGCGAGCUGCUGCUCUCCACGUCCCAGGAGCUCCGCCAGAACGUCCUGAAGGGCCGGAUAUGGGGCCCUGAGGUCUCGCCCAAUCCGUCUCCAGGCUCGACCUCUCCACUGCCGAACAUGUUUUCCAACGCAUUCUACAACGCCAACUCGUCGACAAGCUCACUCGAACUCUCUGCGGACGAAAGCGCGCAGGCUGCGGCGGAGCGCCCGAAGCGCUCGCGGAGCGGGAGGGUGCGGGGGAUGGUGCAGUCAUUCGAGCGCAGCGGGAGUUUCAGCUCAGAGGCGAGCUUUGAUGAGGACCUUGAGGGCGAGCGCGCGCAGCUUGGGCGGUGGCUGCGUGAGGAGGGUGGGUCCUCCGUCGACGAGCAGCCCUUCAAGAGCCCCAGUCCCACGCGACGCCCGCUCCCCGACCCCUUCGCGUUGCAGAGUGCAACUGCGCCAGGUCCGCCGGCGGCCAUUGGCGAAGAGCCGUCCGUGGAGGACCUGCUCGCGGCUGAGACAGCGUCGGCGUGGGGCGCACGUGCGUGGGAGGAGAUGGACAGCGUCCCGGGUGUGACGGUCAAGCGAGUGAACGGCGUGCCGCACCCCCUUCCGCCCUUGCCCGGGCUGUCUGACGCAGAGACGCACAGAACAGUCGUGGGGCACGGGCGAGAUGCAAGCAGUGGGCGUCGGAAGGAGCGAGACGAGCGGAGGGUUGUCACCGCCAUUUUCACACCUUCUGCAGACGAAGGACCUUCGGGAGAAGUUAACCCUGAGCCCGAGGCUGGGGUACAGACGGACGAGCGUGUGGAGGCAGAAGUCGUACCAGAUGAAGCGGCAGUGCGUCUCUCGGAGGAGCUUGCGGCAACCCGGGCACUCAUGGAUGUCUUCCGACAACGUUUGGCAGAUGUGGAGGCAAAGGUCGCGGAGUUAGAGCGACUGGAGGUGGAGCGGGAGGAGCGCGAACGCCAGCUUGAAGAAGCAGUCGAGGUGCUGGUCUCACCGGGUGUCGAGGCUGAGCGGAAGGCAGCGCCUGCGGAAGAUUCGACUCUACUCGGCCGGACGACUUCCAUGCUUCCAGCCGCACUGCAGCACUUGGAUCUGACUGGCAGCUUCAGGACAGCAAGCGGGCCUGCGAACGAAAAUGAUAACGGAGGACCGUCCACCCUAUCGGAGCUGCCGUCUUACGUCCUGCUUGUCGGUUUCGGUGUCUGCGCUGUUGUCCUCCGUGUGGUGCUGAGGCGCGUCGCCGGAAGAAACGCUAUCGCUGCGCUGAAACCCUAGCAACUCUGACACUCACCGACGUCGUUUGUGUAUUUGUAUUGCUCUCUUGGACUACAUCGUGUUUCUAAUCCCUCUGCAUCGUCUCAUCUGCUUACGACCUCCCAUGCCCCACGGGUCC